GCCCAGCACUUGUGCUUUUAAAAUAAUUCGUGUAUUCGCCAGAUAGGGAAUCCGCUUCAAUUCCCGCGGAUUGGACUUCUUUUUUUCUCUUUUUCAUCUACUCUCCUUUGGAAAAGGCUGUGCUUUAAUCUCUCUCACAAUGGCGUGGACUGUGCACGAGGACGAGUACAAGACGGAGGGCUACGACAAUUUGGAGGAGAUACUGCAAUACGUUGUCCACACAGAAGAAGCUGCUCCACCGAAGGCAACUGGCAAGUAUACCAAGAGCUCUCAAGUUUUCGCCACGCCGUCUCCGCUGACCGCGGCGGCGCUGAGCUCACCCAUCAAGCAGCACCAUCUCGCCAAUGGAGCGCCGUGGCAGCCGCAGAACCACAUUGCCAGCAACUCCUCCCUCCCUACGAUGGGCGGUCCGUACGCGGCGCUGCAAACCACACCGCAGCGACGCUACGCCAACAACAGCGGCGGCAGCGGCCGCUUCACCGGCAACGGCGGCAGUCAGUACGACCGCACGCCGAAAAGUAUGAGCGGUAGUGAGUCCUAUGCCCCGUCGCCUAAUGCAGGGAGACGAGGCAUGGGGACGGGAAUGGGAAUGACACCGAAGGACCACGCGAUGAGCAUGGACAUGAACAACAUGCCCGUACCUGACCUGAUGAUGCCGAAGGACGGCCUCUCUACCCACGACAUGGUGGGUGGCGGCAGUGGCAGCAGCGGCGGCGCCUAUGGUGACUGGUCAGCAAGUGGCAGCAAAUACGCGCAGAGUGGCUCCAUUACAGCCGACAGCCUGCGCGGGAAAGUGUACGAAACGGCGAAGGACCAGCACGGGUGCAGAUAUCUGCAGCGGUGGCUCGACACGAGCUGCGACCAAGAAGCUGUUCACGUGCUGAUGGACGAAAUCAUCCCCCACGUCGCGGAGCUGAUGACGGACCAGUACGCGAAUUUCUUGGUCCAGAAACUGUUCGACAUUAUGCCAGACGACGUGCGGUACAAGGUGGCACUGGUGGCAGCGCCACAGAUUUCCAUGAUCGCCCUCACGCCGCACGGCACCUUUAGUGUUCAAAAGAUGAUCGAAACCAUUUCCACCCGUGAUGAGGUGGAGAUCAUUCGCGAGGCGCUGUCAAAGGAUGUUGUGCGGCUUGUGAAGGAUGCGCAUGGGAAUCACGUUAUUCAGAAAGUGCUGCAGCGCUUCGACUUCGACGACAAGGAGUUCAUCUACAAGGCGGUGGCAACCGACUGCAUUAGCGUUGCAAAGAACAAGCAAGGCUGUUGCGUGUUGCAGCGCUGCCUGGAGUACGCCUCGCCGCGGCAGAAUAAAGCCCUCGUGGACCAGGUGCUGUCGUGUUGCUUGCACAUCGCGCAGGACCCUUUUGGUAACUACGUCCUUCAAUACAUUCUGGAGGCGCACGACAGCAAGAUCAACGACACCAUCGCCCUCGCGUUCCUUCCCCACCUUGUCCACCUCUGCAUGAAUAAGUUCAGCUCUAACGUGAUGGAGAAGGUGCUGCGGGGCGCCACGCAACCGGUGCAGGAGAUGUACGUGGAGGAGAUGUGCAACCCUGAGAUCAUCUCGCGUCUUAUCCAGGACGACUUUGGCAACUACGUGCUGCAAACGGCGCUGUCCAUCAACGCCCCGGCGCAGGCGGAGCAGCUGGUGCACGCCCUUCGCCCCUUCAUGCCGCUCAUCAAGAACGCCCCGUACGCAAAGAAAUUGGAGGGCAAGAUGGAGGCCGUCGCUCGCAAGACGGAGGGCAGCAGCUAUCGCCCGCCGCGCGAAUACGACAUCGUGAGCCGUCCAGCCAACACGGGAAGUCCGCACGGCAAGUACGAUCGCUCGCCGAAAUACGGGCAUCCACAUUACAUGGGACCUAUGGAGCAGAAGCAGCACCCGACCUCGUGGCAGACAUCGUGA
Messenger RNA from Leptomonas pyrrhocoris, 1906 nucleotides. Its product is annotated as pumillio protein 3 putative (PUF3). Bases 140 to 1906 code for a protein of 588 amino acids. The transcript has a single exon. NCBI's taxonomy places the organism in Eukaryota, Euglenozoa, Kinetoplastea, Trypanosomatida, Trypanosomatidae. The record is from RefSeq and is a predicted model, not a curated record. Gene Ontology annotation, biological process: post-transcriptional regulation of gene expression. Gene Ontology annotation, cellular component: cytoplasm. Gene Ontology annotation, molecular function: mRNA binding.